AUGUCUGCGAUGGUAGUGCGCGACCCGCAUUCAUCUUGGUAUACACCCGCGCUGGGCCAGGAGAAGCGAAACAUCGCGGCGGAAGCGUACCAUGCGGCCAUCGAGCAUCUCAAGAACGAGCUUGGUAUUUCCCUGGGAGAUCUGGUGACGAACGGUCAGGGUGCAUCUGUGAAGGAUGUACUCAGUGUGGUGGAGACAGCCAAGAGAAAAUACGACGAGAAGUCUAAAGAGCAUACCGGAAUGCGCCGAUCUCUGGAAAAGAUAUCUUUGCGCAUUAUGCAUUAUAGCAAAGUCCUGGACACCCUAGCGCAACACCACCCUGAAUACGUCGCUCUAGCUUGGGGCGCUGUGAAGCUUGUUCUCACUGGUAUCAUCAACCGCGCCAAUCUUGUCCAAAAGUUGUCACAAGCUCUCGUUGCCGUCGCAAACGUCUUGCCGCGGAUGGACCUUAGCGCGGAGUUGUAUCGAACCGGAGAUAUGGAGGCCGCACUCUCACGGGUCUACGCACACAUCAUACUAUUCUUUCAUCUCUGCGUUCAAUGGUACAACCGGAGUCCGCUCGGUCGGCUUUGGUCUUCCAUCACAUCGCCCUUUGAGCUCGAUUACCAAGAGCUUGUUGAGCAGAUCCAGUUGUCUUCGAAAGCGGUGGAUGACCUCGCCAAUGCUGGGUCUCGGGCUGAAGUUCGAGACAUCCAUAUUCUCACAGAGCUGCAAAAUCAGCAGAUUCGGGGGGUUGACAUGAAGCUCCUCGAGAUGCUGCAAAGACAGAGGAAUUUCGAAGCGCAUAUGAUCCAACUGCUGUACAAAGCAGAUUUGCAGAGGAGCAUUACAGACCGGAUAGACAACGGCGUCUGCAGCAUGAGCAAGACAGUAUAUCGUAUUGAGUUCAACGGAGUGAUGCAAUUCUUCGAACCGAAGGUAUUGCCCGAGAUGGCCCUGCUCAAAGUGCAAUCACUCGUGCGUCGGGACACAACACCAAGCUUGCCUAGCCCUAACGAACAGAGAGUGCGCAGGACCAUCCUGAAUUGGGCUUUUGGGAAGAGGUCGUCGCUUCUCGUCGUUCAAGUCGGCAUUCGUGCGCAGAAGCAAGCGAAAGAGCUGGCAACGAAUGUGAUCCAGAGCAUGAAGCUCGGAAGUCAACACGUGUUCUGGAAUCUACCGUCGGGCCGCACGUCUUCAGACGCGCAAUCCAUCAAGGAGCUGUUCAGAGGCAUCAUCUUCCAGGUACUUCAAAACUCGGGUGAUCUGUUCAGUAGCUGUGCCGAGCAGUUGAACCUCUCAAAGAUUCACGCUACUCACACGGAGCGCGAAUGGGUCGACCUUCACUUCAAAAGGCCUACCGACAUGACCCGAGUUGGAGCGAACGGCUUCGGGAACAUCUUCAGCUUAUCGCUGAUCGAAGCUCAGAAGCAGGGUGUGAGCUGA
Molecule: messenger RNA, 1425 nt
Organism: Alternaria arbusti
Lineage: Eukaryota; Fungi; Ascomycota; Dothideomycetes; Pleosporales; Pleosporaceae
Exons: 4
Coding region: 1-1425 (474 amino acids)
Source: RefSeq, a predicted model, not a curated record